AUGCCAAAACAAAAUAAAACAAAAAUUUACUCUUAUGUAAAUUUAAUAAACAUUAAUGUGAUUAAAUCAAUUACCGGAAGCCCAAAGGACUUCCAAUUAGUGAAAGCAACUGCUGAACUGCUGCAGGAAGCUGCCAUGAGACGUACGUUCCAGGAAACACCUGCUGUUACUUAUGUUGAAAUACAUUUUUUAAAAAAACUAUAA
Messenger RNA from Macrosiphum euphorbiae (potato aphid), 204 nucleotides. The record is from the annotation of a GenBank genome assembly. NCBI's taxonomy places the organism in Eukaryota, Metazoa, Arthropoda, Insecta, Hemiptera, Aphididae.